Molecule: messenger RNA, 1941 nt
Organism: Suillus discolor
Lineage: Eukaryota; Fungi; Basidiomycota; Agaricomycetes; Boletales; Suillaceae
Exons: 5
Coding region: 1-1941 (646 amino acids)
Source: RefSeq, a predicted model, not a curated record
AUGGAAGACCAUCCCAGGCCAGAAGAUGGGGAUACUGGUGUAAAGGCUGAUGAUAGGGAAGAAGUGGUGGUUUAUGCUGGUAUGGCAAAGACCUGGGGUAGAGGAACCACAUUCAUAAAGCUGUUUGAGUCUGACACUUAUACUGAGGAGAGGGCGAGCAAUCCAUAUUUUCCAUUCACUGGAAAACAAGACUGGGAGAUGGCGGCAUUCCUUCUUCAGUCGGACCUCAGCAUGGCAGACAUUGACGAGUUCCUCAAGCUUGAAUUUGUGAGUCUAUUUGUGUUUGUUUACUAUGGUUUCAUGACUGGUGACCAUGCUUGGGAACUUCAGGAAGAUUUGCCUGAUGGCGCGACCCUACUUGGUGUGGUGCUCUCCUCAGACAAGACCAAGGUCAGCAACCUUGCUGGCAACCACUAUGCCCAUCCGCUCCUCAUCACUCUCGCCAAUAUUGACCCUGAUGUACCUGCUAAAGGAUCUCUCCAGGCAUAUAUCCCUCUUGCUCUACUUCCUGUUGCAAAGUUUAUCAAUAGGGUUAAAUGCAUGCAUGGUGUUCUGGCAGACCGGUUACUUCAUCAAUGCAUUGAUAUUGUGAUUGAACCGUUGAAGCAAGCUGCAUGCCUGGGCAUCAUAAUGAGUGAUCUAGUGGGGUUUAGUAAAUAUUGUUUCACGCCCCUUGUUGCAUAUGUGGCCAAUACUUUAGAGGAGCUCAUCGCAUGCAUAACCAUAAAUGCAUCACCCGUCACUAUGGCUACACGUACCAACUUUGGGGAUCCAGACUGUCAACCUCUUCAUAAAGGCUCAUAUAUGCUUGCUAAUAUUCAAAAAGUUGUCGCCUUUGUCUCACCAUCCGACCUUGUGGCAUUUUUUGAGGAGUGCAAGCAAUACCACUUGAACAGUGUCCAAUGGCCAUUCUGGAUGGAUUGGGUCACCACAGAUCCUUCUUCUUUCCUGAUGCCAGAGUCGCUCCAUCAUUUUCACAAAAUGUUCUUUGACCAUGACUAUGUGUACCAGCAUUAUAUUGUUGGCAUUAUCGCUGGUGCUGCUCCCACCCAAUUCAUAAUGGCCAUCCGGACCCUUCUUGAAUUCAGAUAUCUUGUCCAAGCUCCACAAUUUUCUGAUGAAACACUAAUGGAGUUGGAUAACUGUCUUCGACUCUUCCAUGAACAUAAACAGGGUGUUGUUGAUGCAGGUGCCUGGAGAGGGAAGGAUGGCGGGUUUAAAUCAUGGGUAAUUCCCAAAUUAGAAUUGCUGCAAGGGGUGGUGCCAAGUAUCUGGUUGCUUGGCAUACUCACGCAGUGGUCUGCAGAUCCGACCAAACACACACAUAUCGCCAUCGUGAAGGUGCCUGCAAGAGCUGGAAACAAUCAUGACUAUGAUGCGCAAGUGUGUCGCCACCUUGACCGUCGUGAUAAAGUAGAUUGCUUUGAUCUUGCGCUUCACAUACAUGAACAGGAAGAAUGUGCUAUUGAUGAUGAAAGCGAUGAUGAGGACAUCAAUAGCAGGAUGGUCCGAUGUUCUAUCAAGGACUAUUUUUCAUGUGCCUGUGAACUCAUUGAUGGCGAUCAUCCAGAGGCACCUUAUCCCUAUCGCACGUUCUCAACCUCUGUUGCAGCUUACCAUCUUAGCUAUAGACCCACCCUCACAAAGAUGACUGUUGAUACAGCUGCCGACCACUUCUUGCUUCCUGACCUUCACCCUGCAAUAUCCGAUUAUCUAGACCAUAUUGAGGCACACAAUGACUUCCUAUUGGUGGCAGGCACCGAGCUCACCCUGGUUGUCCCCUUCCUUUUGAACACAUCUAAAUCUGGUGCAAUACUGGCAGAACCACCCUCAAAAAACUGGCCCUAUGGUCUGUAUGAUUUGGUCCUGAUCAAUACAGACAAAAUAUCCAAAUGGCCAAAGUGCAGUCUUGAAGGUCAGCCACUCCCGCUCCACGCAUGA